GUGUAGAGGCCUCGCGUCGCGCGACCACCAACACGGGUAUUGACAUCCUCCCUAGCGGGUCCCCCACCGCCCGUGCGCUGCACCCGCUGAAGCAACGUGUCAAGACUUUGAGCGGCAGCCUGCCUGGACCGACCAGGGGUAGGGGUAGUGUAGGGGUAGCUCUUAGAGUGGGGACAUCUCCAGAAGAGAGAGAAUUUGUGGUGGGUGAGUGAAGGGAAAGUUGAAGAAGGGGGGUGGGUUACCGUCUUAGUUAUGACUUCAUUUUUCUGUCGAUACUGGGCUGCGUAACAUGGAGGGUACCUCGGCCCUCAUUUAGCUGCCUACCCCACCCCAACAUCCCUCCCACAGCGCUAUGACUAUUACUUGAGAGACUCCUGAGUAAGAGAGGUGGUGGCUGAGAAGGUGGUGUACACAACACACAGGGCGAUUGUCCCUGGUCAGAGAGCGUUCUCACGGCAGUCCGGCUUGUGGAGUGAAGCUACCAGGACAAACCAGGUCCCCGCGAGAGUCAUCGGCAGUAUGGGGUUUCCUGUAGGACUGGUUUGACACGCCUCGAGAGGGUGAAGUGGACUGUGUGAGGGGCGGCUGGUGGCUGGCCGAUAGGCCGGGAGAGGAAAUAAUGGGAAGUGGUUCUAGUUCUAUCAUCUCAUAAUGGGAAGGCGCUUGGAGGGUCUUGUACUCGCCGUCGACCGCGCGGACCACCGCAGUCUGCUCCUUCCCUGACGCACGCCGACGUCCCAGGGAUCGUGCGUGUCAUUCACGCUGCAGCAAGACGACUUGCCGCAAUCUCCGCCUGCUGCCUCGCGUCCGUUGUCAUCGUGGAAACAAAACAAAACCAAGCCGUCUGACGCGAAAGGGUUUUCGCUGACGCUGGAAUUAUAAGCUGUCAAGGUGUUUAUUUAUUUAUUCUUUGUUUUACUUUCUUGUCUUUAAUUGCUGUCAUGGUGGAAUCAAACUGUACGUCGCAGGAAAAGUGCUGCUACUGAGUGAUCCGCUGAGACCAGCUUGACUCCAGCCGGAAAGAAAUACAGGGUCCCAAGACUGAGCGUUUGUUUUUGGUGGGAGCAUCUUCAAAGGAGGAUGGAGGAGAACAAGAACUAAACAGAUCAGACAGCCUUCAGAAGCAGACGAUAAGAGGCUGCUGAAAGUUCGGCCAGUCCAUCAGUCAGCUGUGAAACGAUCGCCAUGAUCCACCCGAUUGCGACCCACCCACCCCAUCACGGAGCGGUGCCCGCCGGAAUUGCAGGGCUGUACUCCAUAUCUCCCGCCGCCCUGGCUGCCAGCAGCCAUCAGCAUUCUCUGCACGGCCAUCUUGGACAUAUCCUGCAAACGGCCGGAAUGAACCAUGCCACCGUUUCGUCGCCUUCCGCCACGCAGACUCCGGCUUCUUCGCCCACAUCGGCGUCCUCAUCCUUUCUCAUCGAUGACAUUUUAGGCAAAUCCAAUCGCUGUGUUUCGGGUGCCGCGCCAACGGGUAACAGUCCACCACCCGGGGUAGCAGUGACUCAGUCCGCAGCGUCCUCUGGUGCCCUAGCCCGUCCAACGCCUGUCCACGCGACUGCAUCGGCCUCUGCUGUCGCAGCUGCAGCUGCCGCCGCUGCUGCAGCAGCAGCUGUUGCUUUACCUGCAGGAGGGGGGAGCAGCGGCAGCGCCGGAACUUUGCCUCCAGCUCUGUUUAAACCUCUGACGUUUUAUGACCCUGGGUUGGUGGGACCUGGAGGGUACCUCGGCCAUCAUUUAGCUGCCUACCCCGGAAGUUUGGUGAACCACUUCUACCCGUUGUCUUUCCACAGACCCGAGUACGCACUGCUGGAGCGACAUGCGGCGCUGGGAAAAGUUGGACACAAGCCGUUUAUAUGGCCACCAUUUCUUCAGCGACCACUUCAGAAGAGGAAAGGGGGUCAGGUUCGAUUCUCUAACGAUCAGACCAUGGAACUGGAGAAAAAAUUUGAUGCACAAAAGUACCUGUCACCACCAGAACGCAAGAAACUGGCCAAACUGCUGCAGCUUACAGAGCGUCAGGUAAAGACGUGGUUUCAGAACAGAAGGGCAAAAUGGAGGCGAUUAAAACAGGAAUCCCCGCCAGGAGAAGGAUCGGAAAAAGAAGAUGGCGAUGGCAAAGAUAAGUCUAUGAUGUCAUUAGAUUCCCCACCGGAAAUGGAAAGCGACCAGGAGGACCUGCGUCACACACCCAGCCCAGUUGAUGACGUCAUUGCAGACACGGAUGACGAAAUAGACAUUGAAAGCGAGACGGGAAGGACUUGAACAACUGGACUCGAAUACUGCAGACAGAUUUUUCUGUGUGCACGAAAUUUUGCAUAUUUGUUUUUGGAGUCAGUUUUUCUUCUGUUAACUCACAUUUCAUCAGUGAAAAACAGCGCCGUGUGUUGAGACUCUUUCAUGGUGUUCACCAGAAUGUCAGAAAAAAGACUGCUACAUCUCGUGAACACAAUGGGGUCAUCUAACGGCAACGACGAUUAAAAACUGCUUCUUGGACUAGAAGUGUUGACCCAUAAAAUGUCAAGACUGGAACUUAGACGACGCUCCAUCAAAUUUCGUUCACAUUAAAUGUUAAAGAGUUGGUAUGGGUGUAGGUUUGUCGGGAAAAAACAUUACUUUAUUAUAAAAGUGACUUGAUCAUAAUCUAAAUGGAGUUGACAUCAAACUGAAUCAGAUGAAGGAAUCUAUGUUGUUCACUCAGAACUCGGCACCGGUGUUAAACAUGUGGAAGAAAAAAAAAAAAAAUAACCACAACCGCAGACAGUCCUCAAGGGCUGCUUCAAAUGGACUGAUGUGAACAAGGAGAUAGGAGAGACGACAAGAGCUCUUGCAGCUAUGAACUAUGGUUUGUUUUGGUUCUUUUGAGUACGACUGCAGCUCGGGCUUGAGUGCUGCUGCAACACGAAAAAUCAGUUAUGUGGCGGUCGCCACGCGCCGCAAAGUGUCUCGUUCCCGGCAGUCCCUUCCAGUAGAGACCCCUCCAUACUAGCACCACGUAAACGGUGUCCCUUCUCAUGCUGGACAGAUGUGGAAGUGAUGCAGUACAUGGACGAUGCAUUGCUGUCAAAGACCGUCACAGUUUCUCUCACUGCGCUGUGAUGCUGUAUCAUUGCAGAUGACUGAACACGUUGUGGCAAUGCUCGCAAUUUUAACUUUGUGAUCUCGAGAAGAUUUGAGCUAUUGACUGCUCGGGUUGACGAGUGACUAGCCACCACAAAACCCACGAAUGUGGCAUUCCUCCACUAAAAAGUUUUACGGUCCUCAUCGACGUCAUUUCCAAGUUGGAGAAAGAAUUAUUUUCUGCAAAAUUUUCUGGGAAAUUUGCUCUAGCCCUCACAACGGGUCAAAUCCUCAAUUGCCAUGCUGUCCGCUCUGAAGUAGUACGAAAAUAAUGAACAAGGACAAGGGGAAAGAGUUGCAGUGGCCAAGACACGUCUGCAAAAAGACGGCCUUCUGGCUGAAAAACAAACAAACAAAAUCCUCCAGAGGCACUGUACAUUUCGCUUGCAUCUCGUGCUAGCGUUUGCCAUAUUCAAGUCCAGGGAAUGAUUCCGUCCAAAAAUGGACAUGGUCAAAGAGCAGCCGAAUAUAAUAUGUGCAUGAGAAGCUAAGUUUGCUUGACAUGCUGCCAAGAACUGACAACAACAGAGCGCCAUCUAUUGCUGAAAAUCAGUCACAGGACGGAUGCGAUUUUUGUGCAGAUCCUUCUUGUAUCGUGUGGAGGCUUUGUUUGCCUUGGGCAGCAUUUAAUUGCAGCUUUGGACACUCAGACUUUAUGUAUAUGUAGUUUACUGUUUGACAAUGUUUAUUUGCACUUUCCUCUCCAACACAUUUAGUUGCAAAUUUUUUAUCAGGCAAUGUUUAUGUGUAAUUCUUUCACCGAACCUCUUUCCUCCUAUUUUUCCUCUUAAGUAAAAAGAAAGAACAAUUUGCAAGUGACGUGGCACAGUUUGGACUCAAUCAUGGACCAUUUUUUUAAGAAGGAAAUAUAUUGAAGCUUUUUUAAUGACGUAAUACCAAGUACUAGAAGAGAAAACUAGAAACAUAUUGUAUGUGUUCAGCUACUGCCAACUACAAACACUGGGGAAAAAAAUGAGCAAAGUGUUUCAGGAGAUGCGCGCCUCCGACACGAGAAAUUACAGUACAGCCAUUGAUAACUUUUUUCCCAUGUUGUUAGGCUUCUUUUUAUUUGCUUGCACUAAGAGGAACUCAGAUAACUCAUGAAAACAUUUUAUCCGCACAGUAGCUGGUGGUGGUUUUAUGUAGAAAGCACACAUUUCUUUAAUGUAUCGUUCUCUCAAAAAUUCUUGUUCUCCUAAACUGUAAGGCAGACUUUUUUCACCCAAGACACUAGUACAAAUACUAACUCAAAAUGAGCAUAUCAUUCAUAAAGGCGGAGCCCCUUAACAUAUCAACAAAUAACAAGAAACACAAGAGCACAUCAUGAAAGUGUAGGAGAAAGAGUUUGCAGUCAAGACGAGGAGAAAAACUUUAGCUUAAACAGUUGGCUUAAGUUCUGCUUUGCCUGAAAGGCUUCACUAGCAAUUAUUGCAAUGCCAAAAUUGUAUCACCCCAACGCUAGAAGUCACAGUUAGCUAGAUAAUAUCAAAGACUGUUCAACAGCAAAUGAACAGUAUCGCAGAAUGAUCCCAGAAUUGUGCAUAAUUUUACCGGUUGAUAACAAGUCACUUGCGUAAAAUAAAUAAAAAUAGCUAUAUUAGCCCUGGUCAUAUUAAGCACUACUAAAAGAAGUAAAAAAAAAAAAUCACUGGAGCAUCCUGACAGGGGAGGUCAGAGCUGAAGCCAGCGUAAGGAAAAAUAUUCGCAAAAAUAAACCGAAGGCCGUAAAAAUAGAACACUUAUUGCUAUACACAUACAUUUAACACCACUGGACAUCCCAAAACAGUAUUGCACACCACCAUCCCCCAGCCGCACCCACGCACAAGGAUGCAUGCAAUCACUCAGCCGGUACUUGAAAUUGAGUGAGAGAAAGCAAGACGAACAAUGGGUGUUCCUGCAGACGCCCUUCACACGUUCCGUCAACAGUAACCCACGCUUAGCGGUCUCCUGACGUGCACGUUUAGCACAACACAUCAUCAUUUUUGCACCCCGGGUGUGUGUACAGAAAACGCACUAACAGGUAAUUGUCCAUACAACCAUCUCCACGUGCGCCUCCGCGCUCUCAUUUGCUGUGCCACGUGAUCAACGACAGGUAGCGCCGCCUUGCAGCAAGCGUCCUUUACUUUGGCGAAAUAAUUAAAUCUUGUAAUCCUCCUUUAAAAUUUAAGCAGUUCCUUACAGAAUUUAAACAGGAAACGUUAGAAUUAUGCCGAGUUUUGUUGAAAGUAAACAUAAUUAAGAACCGACAUUUAAUUGGAAAUCAACAAAUCAGUUCAUGCCGAAAGGGCCUGACUGAGACACUUCUGACAGUUGGUCAACGAUUAAUUGAUCGGUCUUGGUCGUGAGCAAGGAUCGGACUUGGGGAAAUACAAAGAUGUCAAUGCUGGAUGUUUGCUUUGGGCCAACCCGCUUUCCGCUGCAUGCCAGCUCUCUGUAUUUUGAAAUGUAUUUUUUGAUAGAGCGAUGGAUUUGACUGGCACAUGUUAUAAGUGCGGUUCAAUGCCAUUAUCUUUAUCUUACCACGACUAAUUAUCUCACACCGUGAAUUCAUUAAGCGAAAACCUCGAAUUGUGUAUAAAGUGUAUGGAAAGAGUAGUUCUCCUGUUUACCUCCCUCCCUUCCAGUAAAAAUCUAAAAAUACACCAAUAGUAUCAGAUGACUAUGUAGAUGUCUAUCUUAUGUUUCCUUUAGAUGGGAAAUGCAGACAAAGUGGAACAACUAGUAUGCAUUUGCUAACGAGCAAUAUUUAUCAUUGUACACGUUCUGAAAAUAACUGCAGCAAAGAAUAAUUUGUAUAUGAUUGGGCAAGUUACUUUGCUAUGAAUAAAAUCACAUUCUAUGUA
Molecule: messenger RNA, 5963 nt
Organism: Pomacea canaliculata
Lineage: Eukaryota; Metazoa; Mollusca; Gastropoda; Architaenioglossa; Ampullariidae
Product: hematopoietically-expressed homeobox protein Hhex-like
Exons: 4
Coding region: 1186-2265 (359 amino acids)
Biological process (GO): cell differentiation; regulation of transcription by RNA polymerase II
Molecular function (GO): RNA polymerase II cis-regulatory region sequence-specific DNA binding; DNA-binding transcription factor activity, RNA polymerase II-specific
Source: RefSeq, a predicted model, not a curated record